AUUGAGUCAAGAUUCCUCCUUCUGAACAUGGGGCUUUCCGGAAGGACAACAGCUCCUUCUGUGCAUCCGCAUGACCUAGGAUGUUCCGGAUUCGGGUCGACAAGGGAGUGUGUCUGCCUCUCUGGAGAACGAUGACCGUGUGGUCCCUGUGGACUCUGCUUCUCUGGGCAGCACCCCCUCCUGUUGCGGUUACCAGUGACCAAGUUCAGGGCCAGGUGGGGGGCUCGGUGCUGCUGGUGGCAGAGUGCCACCCCGGCUUCCAAGUUCGAGACGCCAUCUGGAGAUCCCUCUGGCCUUCAGAGGAGCUCUUGGCCACAUUUUUCCGGGGCUCCCUGGAGACUCUGUACCACUCCCGCUUCCUGGGCCGAACCCAUCUGCACAGCAACCUAAGCCUGGAGCUCGGGCCACUAGAGUCUGGAGACAGUGGCAACUUCUCUGUGUUGCUAGUGGACACCGAAGGUCGGGCCUGGACCCAGAUCCUGCAGCUCAAGGUCUACGAUGCAGUACCCAGGCCCACGGUACAAGUAUUCACCUCUGUAUCUGGAGAUGCUAGGCCCCCCAAGACCUGCCAGGCAUUCCUGUCCUGUUGGAUCCCCAACAUCAGUGACAUAACCUAUAGCUGGAGACAGGAAGGGACCAUUGACUUUGGUAUCAAGCCACAUGGCCUCUUCACGGAUGGACAGGUGUUGAGGGUUUCACUGGGACCAGGAGACGAGGGCGUGGCCUAUUCCUGCAUUGUCUCCAACCCUGUCAGCUGGAACUCAACCGUAGUCACCCCCUGGGAGAGCUGCCAUCCUGAAGCUGCACCAGGAAAGGCCUCCUACAAAGAUGUGCUGCUGGUGGUGGUGCCUGUCUCGCUGCUUCUGGUCCUGGCUGGUGUCCUCUCUGCCUGGCACUGGGGCCCCUGCUCAGGUGGGAGGAAAAAGAAGAAUGUCUGUGCUGAUGGAGUCGCUCUAGAGACGGAGAACCCCCUUGUGUAG
This is a messenger RNA of Miniopterus natalensis, 980 nucleotides long. It is a transcript of the gene SLAMF8, whose product is annotated as SLAM family member 8. Gene Ontology annotation, molecular function: signaling receptor activity. Gene Ontology annotation, cellular component: membrane. Gene Ontology annotation, biological process: regulation of B cell differentiation; leukocyte chemotaxis involved in inflammatory response. Lineage: Eukaryota; Metazoa; Chordata; Mammalia; Chiroptera; Miniopteridae. The record is from RefSeq and is a predicted model, not a curated record.